AUGGCUCUGAUGAUGACUAGAGACGUCAUAAUCUAUAGUGUGUUCCUUGUGUAUAGGAAACUACUGGAGCAUAUCGAACGGUCGAAUCGAAGAUUGAAGAGAAAGAUAACACCCUGGAAGAAAGAUAUGUAUGGCGCGUUGCUUGUGGCGAGGCAGAAGCUGAAAGAGUACUACGAAAAAACCUACCGCGACCACGGUUUUCUCUAUGGCACUGGAACAUUACUUACCCCUCAGUACUGUGAAUAUUUAAGAGCAUCUUUCACACAGUAUCAGCAGCAGAACCCCGAGUUGCUAUUCCGUACGGUCCAGCGAUCUUCUAAUUCGCAUAGCACAGAGCUUAAUCGGCUACUCGAGCCACCUGGUGCAUCGAUUUUCCAUGAAGGAGUAGAGUAUGACGAAGUGGACCAGUAUCUUCGCGAAGGCACGAAGGCACUUAAAGAGGAUGAAGCGUUAAAGGUAAUCGAAGAGGAUGCAGAGCCGAUCAGCGACAAUGAGGAGAUUAAAGAGAGCGAGAAUCUCGAGGGUAACUCUGAGCCAGAGGAGACAUACUAA
Penicillium robsamsonii is the source of this 552-nucleotide messenger RNA. RefSeq names its product HAT dimerization. The coding region runs from base 1 to 552 and encodes 183 amino acids. Lineage: Eukaryota; Fungi; Ascomycota; Eurotiomycetes; Eurotiales; Aspergillaceae. The transcript has 3 exons. The record is from RefSeq and is a predicted model, not a curated record.